CACGAGAUGAGAAUAUGGCCACUUUCCGUGGUUCCGAAUACCUUUGCUAUGAUCUGUCGCAAAAUCCCAUCCAGAGCAGCAGCGAUGAGAUCACUCUCUCCUUCAAGACGUGGCAACGCAACGGGCUCAUCCUACACACCGGCAAGUCAGCUGAUUACGUCAACCUGGCCCUGAAAGACGGUGCGGUCUCGUUGGUCAUUAACCUGGGGUCUGGGGCCUUCGAGGCCAUUGUGGAGCCCGUCAAUGGCAAGUUCAAUGACAACGCGUGGCACGACGUUAAGGUGACACGCAACCUGCGGCAGGUGACAAUCUCUGUGGAUGGAAUCCUUACCACCACGGGCUACACACAAGAGGACUACACCAUGCUGGGCUCGGAUGACUUCUUUUACGUGGGAGGGAGCCCCAGUACUGCUGAUUUACCUGGCUCUCCAGUAAGCAACAACUUCAUGGGCUGCCUCAAAGAGGCUGCCCCUGAAGUGGGAGAAGGAGUAGACUGCGCACAACCUACUACACACAUAGGUUCAUUAAGAACCUACUCUGUUCAGAUGCGGAAACAGGACUGCAUGCCAUGCUUCGAGGUAGUGUUUGUGGAGAGCACUGGGCUUGUUGCACACACAAAGUACGUGCAGAAGUCUUGGGCAGUGCGGGUGGCUGCAGAGUACACGUGCCUGGAGUACCUCUCACGCUUCUUGCCUUCCCUGGACACGGCUGUAGCUGCUGCUUGUCUCUGCUGUCUGCCUGAGCUGCCCCUCGUUGGCUGGCAAGAGGGGGAGGCUGCAAUAGACGGCCCUGCUGAGUCACAGGAAGGACGUGUUGUUUAUAAGAAUAAUGACAUUCGUCUGGAGCUGUCUCGCUUGGCACGGAUUGGUGAUACUAAGAUGAAGAUCUACGGGGAAGUUAAAUUCGUAUGUGAGAACGUGGCUACACUGGAUCCCAUCAGCUUUGAGACACCUGAGGCCUAUAUUAGUCUGCCUAAAUGGAAUACCAAAAGGAUGGGCUCCAUCUCAUUUGAUUUCCGAACCACUGAACCUAAUGGACUGAUCCUUUUCACCCAUGGCAAACCUCAAGAGAGGAAAGAUGUCAGGAGCCAGAAAAAUACAAAGGUAGAUUUCUUUGCAGUUGAGCUUCUAGAUGGAAACCUCUACUUGCUGCUGGACAUGGGCUCUGGGACCAUUAAAGUCAAGGCCACCCAGAAGAAGGCCAAUGAUGGAGAGUGGUAUCACGUGGAUAUUCAACGAGACGGAAGAUCAGGUACUAUAUCGGUGAACAGCAGACGCACCCCAUUCACCGCUAGUGGGGAGAGCGAGAUUCUAGAUCUGGAAGGGGACAUGUACCUCGGUGGCCUGCCCGAGAACCGGGCAGGACUCAUCCUGCCCACAGAGCUCUGGACAGCAAUGCUGAACUAUGGCUACGUCGGCUGCAUCCGAGACUUGUUCAUUGAUGGACGAAGCAAGAACAUUCGGCAGCUGGCAGAGGCGCAGAAUGCGGCAGGAGUCAAGUCUUCCUGCUCCCGCCUCAGCACCAAGCAGUGCGACAGCUACCCGUGCAAGAACAACGCCGUCUGCAAGGAUGGCUGGAACCGCUUCAUUUGUGACUGCACUGGCACUGGCUAUUGGGGCAGAACAUGUGAGCGAGGUAAGCUACGUUUUCUGACCUCAGUUACACAGAGCUGAAGGUGUGUGGGAACAAAAUCCAAUGUUU
Messenger RNA from Eurypyga helias (sunbittern), 1701 nucleotides. RefSeq names its product neurexin-3-like. NCBI's taxonomy places the organism in Eukaryota, Metazoa, Chordata, Aves, Eurypygiformes, Eurypygidae. The annotation marks the transcript as partial. The transcript is spliced from 6 exons. The record is from RefSeq and is a predicted model, not a curated record.